AUGAACGGGACCAGCAUUCGCUAUUUCCCCAACAUUGCUACGACGCCGACCGAUGGACGAGAGAGAUUGGUCUGGAUGGACACCGAUGAAAGCGCAAGCCUGGAAGACCGGCGGAUGCCUCACAGCCCUCCCGGGAACUUUGGCAAGGAACUGGGAGAGCCGGAAGGCAUUCUCCCAGGUACCAUGCCAAGUACCACCAGGGGUGAUUGUCGAGGACAGAGGCAUAGCAGUGAAAAGCCAUGA
Molecule: messenger RNA, 243 nt
Organism: Penicillium samsonianum
Lineage: Eukaryota; Fungi; Ascomycota; Eurotiomycetes; Eurotiales; Aspergillaceae
Exons: 1
Coding region: 1-243 (80 amino acids)
Source: RefSeq, a predicted model, not a curated record